UCAAGGUCACCAUCAUGGAGGCUGAUCAAUACAGCCUGGUACAGGAAAAAGACAGGAAAGAAAACGAGCAUCCUGAAUGUGUAACAUGAGUAAUACCCCCUAACGAUGUGAGACAAUACUGAAGGGUGUCCAGGUGACAUGGCAGAGACACAUACAGGGCAGACUGCUUGGUGACAGUCGCCAUGGAGUGGAUUAAGACACGUCCGACGAGCGUGUUGUGGCAGGUGAUGACUUUGCUGCUCCUCUGCCCCUACUCCACACAGCUGUGUCCAGGCCAAUGUCAGUGCCAUGGCAACAAAAACACAGGGCAGGUCAAGGUCACUUGCGCUGACCUUUCCCUUACAACUGUACCCUUGGAUCUUCCUGACAAUACCACGAUAUUGGAUCUACAUGGCAACCUAAUUGCUAAUCUGAGUCUGGAAAACCUUGCCAAUCUUCCAGAAGGAAUUCUAGAAAUUGACCUCAGAGAUAAUUUGAUUACAGAAAUUGGUGAGGAUUUUUUUCGGAAUUUGAAACAAUUGACAAAAUUGUCUUUGGAAUCUAACCAAAUCACAGUUAUACAGUCUGGAGCUUUUGAGCAUCUUCAAAGUUUAAGAAACCUUAACUUAGCCAAAAACCAUAUGGAAGUACUACAGGCAGAGCUGUUCUAUGGACUAUCUGAACUACGCCAACUAAAUCUAAGUGAAAACUCGGUAUAUACUAUUGAGAAUGGUACAUUCCAGGAACUUAACUCCAUGACGACCUUGGAUUUAAGUUUUAACAAGCAUCUGUCUCUCAGCAACACAAGCCUGAUGGGCUGUAGUCAAGUUCACGAAUUAUAUUUACAAGGAUGUGGACUAGAUAUGAUAAAUCAGGUUCUUGAAGGCAUGACGUCUCUGCUAUAUCUUGAUCUCUCAAGCAACAAUAUUCCAUAUGUGAAUCAAUCGACAUUCCCAAAACUACAGGCAUUAAAGAACUUAGUCCUAACCAACUGCAGUAUCAAUCAACUGGAGCCAAAUUCAUUUUAUGCUUUUCCUAAACUGGUAAAUUUAACACUUGACCAUAAUCCAUUAGAAGAAAUAUUAGGUGGUACGUUUGCAGGAUUGAGCCAUCUGGAGACCCUUUCUAUCAGCAACCUUCCUCAACUCUAUUAUAUAUACAGCAAAGCCUUUGACAAGUUAACAAGUUUACGAGUACUUUUGAUCAACAACAAUUCACGAUUGGCAUAUCUCCAUUACAAUAUAUUUCAAAGUAUACCAAGCCUCUCUUAUCUUGACUUGAGCUUUAAUAAUAUCAGUCGCGCUCAUGAAAAUGUGUACAGUAGGUUCAAGAGCGUCACAGUGAAUAUUAAUGGGAACUACCUCUUAUGUGACUGCGAAUUAGAUUGGAUACUGCAAGCAAUAUAUUCUAAAUCCAUGGAUCUUCCAGUGACCUUUCAGAAUCAAGAUAAACUAAACUGUAGUUUUGAGAACAACUUGUCCAAUGAAUAUCCACUGUGGAACUUAUCCCUCAGUGACUUACAGUGCCAUAACCUAACAGCCAGACCCUCACACAACUCAUCUGUUAUGUUCUUCCCUAUUGGAAGGUCUGCCAACUUGUUAUGUGAUGUGGAAGGUUAUCCAAGUCCUAUGGUCACUUGGAUCCUUCCUAGUAACAGACAGAUUUCCUUCCAGAAUUCACAUCCACUGAUCCAUAUGGAACAUAAGUCCAAAGCGGAGAUAGAUCAGAAUGUAAAGUUACAUCCCUCGUGGCAUAACUCAGGAAGUUAUAGAUCCGAUAUUGAAAAUCACCCAGAAAGGAUUAUCAUCCUUCAGGAUGGGUCUUUAUUUAUAGAAUAUAUACUGCGAAGUGAUGCAGGUCCAUACUCUUGUGUUGUUCAGAACUCAAAGAGCAAGCUUUCCAUGCAUCUUAUCCUCAGGUUGAACUAUGAGAUUAUAACAGAAGUCAAAAUAAUGAGUCUAUUUGUAGGCCUGGCAUGUGCUGCUUCCUUCUUUAUGUUGAAUCUGAUAUAUGCCUUCACAUCUGCACUGGCACGCCGUUGUAUCAAUCAACGUCGUCGUGAUGCCAUUUUGAAACUUCUUGAGAAUCUAGACCAAUACAAGUCAUCGCAGAUGAGUCGACUUCGUGAGAAUUACAACAGUCAGUUACAGAAGAUUCGAGAUACCUACCACCAGCGUCUUGAACGAAUCAGUACUAACUAUACCUCACAGGUGUCACGGCUCCGACAAGGGGCCUCCCAUCUACGUGAGGGUGCCUCCAAUAAAGUCGGCACCAUUAGAGGUAACUAUAAAUCAGUGCGUGACAAUUACAAUAACCAGCUUGGAAAGCUGCGUGAUUACAGCUCCCACCAGUUAGAGCAGCUACGCGAGAUGUACAGCAACCAGGUGUUAAAGAUACGUGACUAUGGUUCUUUACAACUAGGACGUUUCCAUCACAAGUACAAGUUACAGCAACGACAUGUCAUCAAACUUUUAGAGAUGAUGAACAUGGACAACUGCCGUACAGUGUUCGAAACCGAAUGUGUUCAUGCUGAGUCUAUGAUAUUGUCAGAGCCAAGUCUGGACCCGACAAUAUUACCUCCAGUGGACAGUAUCAGUGUCAGUGAUGAGGAAUAUGUUACAGCCACGUCAGAGUCAUCCUCAAUUUCUAGUCAGGAUCACUUGACACAUUUAUUACCUAAGGAGGGUCAAUCAGGGGAGAUAACAGCAUCCACUUCAGGAUAUUCUCCUGAAUCAGAGGAUGUGAAUCUGACAAGCUCAGGAUACAUUCCUGACAAACAUAUAUCUGACUAUGAUGUAGAUGAUGAGAGUGACAGUAGAGGGAACGAGGGACGAGGUGAUGGUCGGACCUCAUCCUAUGUCAAUAUACAGAUGAUAGAUGAAUGCGAGGAUUAUGAUUUGGAAUAUGAAGGUGAUUACGACGAGGACGAAGUUACAGUAUGAGUGUAUAUAUAAUACAGAUAUGUAUGAAUGUGUAGUUAGAGAUACCGGAGAACUUCCCUAGUUUUACCAAAUGCAGUGUAUAUAGCUUUAAUAUUUAAACUGCCAAUAUAUAUUUUGAAUCAUGAAUACUUGUUUUACAAAAGAGUGAUUACAUAAGUUGUCUUUUAUACAAAUGAAUAUAAAUUUAAACAAGUUAUGGAACAAUUGACAUGGAAAAAACUUGAUUUCUUAACUGUGUUGAGAUAUUUUUUUAAUUAUAACUAAAGUCUUGAAGAACAUCCAGAAUUUUACAAUACGUUUAAAAGAUUGUUAGUUGAUGUCACUGGCUGGUGAUGUGGUAUUGUACCAAAAUCACACUCCAAACAAACAAAUUGGUGACCAAAAUAGGGGAAUUUAGUAUAAAGUGAAGGUCCAUGACGGAUAAAGGAUCAAUUAGUUUAAGGGUAAUGGGGUCAUUGAGUGUACCAGUUUGUAAGGGGUACUGUCCAGUGAAAACUACAAAAGUUAUUGUUUGUUCUAGGUAAGCACUGUAGUUUUAAUAUCAAACUUUUAUGUACACAUUUUCUGUCCCAUUUUUCUCACAAACACAAUUAUCAUCAUUAAAGAAAAAUUACAAAUUCAAACUUCUCAAGAUAUCCGGAAAAUAAAACACUGCAUGUUUCUCCCACAGGUAGGGUAACUUAUAUAUCAAUGUUUUGUAAUCAGAAAAUUAAUCAGAAAUCAACAUCGAAUUGUUUGAGCAAAAGAAAUGUGUGUUAGUGUGUUAGUCUACUGAAGUCUUGUUGAUCAGGGAGUGUGUGCUAGUGCAAUAUGAGUGAAAUCAUCUAGUCACUAAAACAGACAAUUGCUAUAGUCAGAGCUUAAGCCUCAUUUUCACAUAGCAAAUAGAUAUUUCACGAGUAAUGAGGUUGCUAUAGCGACAACUUUUAUUUACCUUUUUCACUAGUCAGUAUUUGUUAUGUUAUUCAUGUUCUUAGACGAGUAACCAAUUAAAUUAUACAUUAUUGUAAUGUGUGUCUAGUCUUCAAUUUCUCAUUCUGAUUCCUGAAGUUUAGUAAGGUUAGAUCAGGCCAAUAUAAUUUAAACUAUGUAAUAGAAAAAUGCCAAAACAAAUAUUUAAUAUAUUAAUAGUAAUCAAUUUUUUUUUGAAAAUAUAUAUAAAAAAAACCCUCUAAAAUCAUGAAAAUAAUUACCAUUUUGAUAACCUCCAGUAAUAAGAAGUCAUCACUAAGCGUUUUUCUUUCGCACUUUUAAAUUGAAGCAUACUGUUCAGUCAAUUUUCACUAAUUAAGUACAGUUUUUUUCUAUUGUCGUUAUUUUUUAAAGCUUCUAUAUUAUAAAAUGUAAAUUUUUAAUCAUCUUUAAUACAAGCACUUUUAUCAAUUCAAAUUUUAUCUAGUUUAGUAAGUGUACAUUCUGAUUUUAAAAAAUGUUAUUUUAUGUUAUUGCAUGUGUACCUGACAGUGACAUCUACAAGGUGAUAAGGCCAAACUGACCAUGUAAAUCACAAGGUAAUUUUGUUAAUCUGUGCACCUGGCUACUCGGAUGGUGCAGUGGAAAUGCACUCCCUAUUCACUUAGGUAACUGAGGUCCACUUUGCCAAUGUAAAAUGGUAUAGUUUAUGUGCACGACCACAUGACUUUUCCCUGGGUACACAGGUUUCCUCCACAGUAAGAGUGAUUACUCUAAAUUAGUAAAACUUGUUUCACAAUUGUUGUAAAAUGAAUAAUGUUCAAUUCCAUUUAAGUUAUAACCAAAUAAAAUACUGGCACGUACCAAUACAGAGAUAAUGAAAUAAAAAUCAAGUGUCUCAUUCAUGAGAAAUCAAAACUUUAGUCAAUGACAAAUAAAAGAUUCAAAUUUCCUGCUGUAGGAGUCCCUGUCAUCAUGAUGUAGUAAUAUUUGUAAUAUUUUGAACAGAGUUUGUUUUUCUGUUGGUUAGUGGGUUGUUACAUUUUGUGUCUCUCUAGUCACUGGUACAACAUGUCACUGAUGUACAGACUCUGACUGGUUGGUUUGUUAUUUUAACCUUCUCUGUUGUACAGAAACUACUAGAUUGUGGACAGAUUAAGAUAAAAUUUCACUAGCUCGGUUUAUAUUUUCAUAACAAAUAUUCAACAAAUGAUUUCGCCCUGAGGGAGCGUCGGACUAGUGGAAUUCUACAUGUCUGUCUGAAGUACAUGCAGUCAGAUUGGAAUGUGCUUAUAAAGUGUAUUAUUUUUCUUUGUGCCAAUGUCCUGUUUACUUCACUGUUACGUCAAGUGCUUAUUAAACUACAAUGAGUUUG
Ylistrum balloti is the source of this 5208-nucleotide messenger RNA. RefSeq names its product leucine-rich repeat and immunoglobulin-like domain-containing nogo receptor-interacting protein 2. The transcript has 2 exons. Lineage: Eukaryota; Metazoa; Mollusca; Bivalvia; Pectinida; Pectinidae. The coding region runs from base 183 to 2921 and encodes 912 amino acids. The record is from RefSeq and is a predicted model, not a curated record. Gene Ontology annotation, molecular function: protein binding.